This is a messenger RNA of Chironomus riparius, 1365 nucleotides long. The record is from the annotation of a GenBank genome assembly. Lineage: Eukaryota; Metazoa; Arthropoda; Insecta; Diptera; Chironomidae.
UACAUUUGUGCAAAUUUUUCUCUGUAAAUUUUUAAAUUAUUUGCGGUGUUAAAAAAAUUCGCGAUAAACACAAAAGUGGAAUUAAAAAAUUGUUGAGAAAAAGAAGAAAUAAAAAGUUUGCCGACAAAGUGAAACAAAGGAAUUAAACAAAAGAGGAGAAAACUGUCGAAAAUUUGUUACGUCGCUUGGCUGAAGUGUGAAAUAUUAAAAUUUUACAAAAAUAAAUUUUUGAGAGAAACAAUCAGCUUUGUUACUGUAAAUGUGCACACAAUUUAUUUGAUUGGUGCCUUUCUGCAUCAUUGGAUAUAUUUUAACAGAGUCUAUUUUGGCAAAUUGAAAACAAAUUUUUGUGACAUUAAAGCUUUUAAAAUUGCAUAACGUAGCACCAGCAUCUGACAUCACAAAACGAUGGAUCCAUCAGUAACAGAUAAUCACGUUCAGCAAUAUGGCGAAGUCAAUCAACUAGGAGGAGUUUUUGUGAAUGUAAAUAAAUUUAUGCUUGUUGCUUACAUGAAAAAAGGUUCUUAUUUUAUUGUAUUUUCUAUUUAAUUGUUUAUAAUCAGGGUCGACCAUUGCCAAAUGGAACAAGAAUGAGAAUUGUAGAGCUAGCACGGUUAGGCAUUCGACCGUGUGAUAUUUCUAGACAAUUACGUGUCUCACAUGGAUGUGUUUCAAAAAUUUUAGCUAGAUAUCAUGAAACAGGAUCUAUUUUACCUGGUGCCAUUGGGGGAUCAAAGCCACGUGUAACAACACCAAAAGUUGUGAACUACAUCCGAGAACUGAAGAUGAAAGAUCCAGGCAUUUUCGCAUGGGAGAUAAGAGACCGGCUACUAGCAGAUGGCGUUUGUGAUAAAAAUAAUGUUCCUAGUGUGAGCUCAAUAUCUAGAAUAUUAAGAAACAAGGUGACAAAUCACCAUCACCAUCACAAUCCACAAAUGACACAUGCUCAUACGCAUCCACAUUUAUAUAAUUCAAUAUAUCCAACAUAUCCAUACGCAACACCGCCAUCAAUUAAAAGUGAAAAUUCGCCAAACACAUCGUCAUCGUGUGGCAGUCCAUCACCACCAAAUAAUUUAUUAUCGCGAAAUUGUCAUCACUGGGCUCCAUUAUCACAUCCAGCAGCUAUUACACACUCUGUGAAUGAUAUUUUAAGUUUCAAUCAAAAAUACGGACAGCCACAAACAUCACCGCAAUUAGCAACUUCAUCACCAAUGAUGAAUUCACAUGAUACGUCACAAAACUCUCAUACACAAAAUUAUAAUUAUUAUAUGUACUUUCAAAACACUGCCAUGCAUGGUGGCAGCAAUGGAAUCCCAACCGGUGCAAAUUUAUAAAAUUAAAAUUUAUGUUUAGAAUUUUUUUCCC